GAACAGUUUCGCUGAGGAGAGGUGGAGGACGCUGGGUGUCUGCCGGUGCCGGGAGCUUCAUUUAAGAACAGAAAUCAGUCUCUAUUAGAAGUUUGAAAAGCUUAGUGACUUUCUGCUACUCAAAACAUGACGCUUCCAUUCCGAAAAGAUUUGGACAAGUACAAGGAUCUUGAUGAGGAUGAAAUUCUUGACAAGCUAUCAGAAGAAGAACUGAAACAACUGGAAACGGUUCUGGAUGACCUUGACCCUGAGAAUGCACUUUUGCCAGCAGGCUUCCGACAGAAAGACCAGACUACUAAAAAGGCCUCAGGCGCUUUUGACAGAGAGGGACUCCUUGCUUAUUUGGAGAAGGAAGCACUGGAACAGGAAGACAGGGAGGAAUUUGUUCCUUUUACAGGGGAAAAGAAAGGGAAAAUAUUUAUCCCCAAGCAGAAGCCUGUACAGUCUUUCAUGGAAGAAAAAGUGUUUCUUGAUCCAGAACUGGAGGAAGCUUUGACAAGUGCCACAGAUACAGAACUGUGUGACCUUGCAGCUAUCCUGGGAAUGCACAACUUGAUAACAAACACUCAGUUCUGUGACAUAGUAGGAAGUAGUAAUGGUGUCAGCAAUGAAAGCUUCACAGACAUAGUAAAAGGUGAAAGAACGAUACCAUUUUUAGAUGAACCACCAAAUCCCACACAUGUAGAGGAGAGUUUGCAAAGGAUUAAAGAUAAUGACUCUCGUCUUGUGGAAGUUAAUUUGAACAAUAUAAAGAACAUCCCAAUUCCAACAUUGAAAGAAUUUGCUAAGGCUUUGGAAACCAAUACCCAUGUGAAGAGUUUCAGCCUUGCAGCCACUCGAAGCAAUGACCCUGUUGCUGUUGCUUUUGCAGAUAUGCUGAGAGUGAACAAAAAAUUGAAAAGUCUAAAUAUAGAAUCAAAUUUCAUCACUGGGGUUGGCAUUAUGGCACUGAUUGAUGCAUUAAAAGAGAAUGAAACCCUGGCAGAGAUCAGAAUCGAUAACCAGAGGCAGCAGUUGGGAACACCUGUAGAAAUGGAAAUUGCAAAAAUGCUUGAGGAGAACACAAAUAUCCUUAAAUUUGGAUACCAUUUCACACAACAGGGACCGCGAACCAGGGCAGCUGCAGCUAUCACAAAAAAUAAUGAUUUGGUCUGGAGUAUACGAGUAAAAUUUUCUGCAAAAGCCUUUUCAUCUCUCCAGCCCUGAAGCUACAGAGACAGUUCGCAAGAGAAGGGUUGAAGGAGACAACCAGUAAACCUUGCUGCUGCUAGAAUUGCAUUGUGUGGAGAUUUCAAAGGUCCUCAAGGCGCAUCUGCUCAUCAUGGGUGUUGGCAAUCUCAGAUUUCAUUUACUUGGGUAGAAGGGAAAAGACUGGAAACCCCAUUCCUUUUUAGUAAAGUUAUAUUUAGAUCUGUGUGGAAUGCAUCACAUAUUUCAAUUUGAGACAUAGUAACUGCACCAGACUUUGCAAGAUCAGUUUUUUGAGAACGUUUUUGUAUUCAAGACUUUAGCUAUACUUUCCACUAAAAUAAUGUAAAUUUUGAAAUCAGUGGAGUAGUUGUCUGUGUUCAAAGGAUGAUACAUGAAGGGAUCAAUGGGCAAACAAUGGAGUAUGUUUCUGAUAGGAAAUCUGGGGAUGGAUAUUUAAAUGGAGGGAUUUGUAUAUUUUUGAGAACAAUGUUUUGAGAAAAGGGAUUCUUCACACAGAACAAUUGGACUCUUAUUUUGUAGCUAUUACUUCAGCCUUCUUGUUCAUAUACACUGAACAUAAAUCUUUCACAGCUGUCACAGUUGCAGUUCUUCCUGUUUAUCUUGAUUGGCUAAUAUGCUUUCUUGAUACUUUGAUAAAGCUCAAAAGUCAUCCCUUUUCUGAUGGAAACGUGAAUUGAAUAAGGGCUGUUUCUGCCCUCCAGUACAUUUGGAGGAGAACUAAUUACAAGACGAGGAUGGGUGUCUUGAAAAAUCAACAUCUGUACUUAACCAAAAAAGCCUCCGAAGUAGCUUACAUUUCUGAAUAUUCUAAAAGACUGUACUUUGUUCUGAUGUGGUUAAACUGGACAUCUUUAGAGUGAUUUAGUAUGUUCAUCAGCAUUGUUUUAGAUUAUAUUCUUGUAUAAAAAUGUAUAUCUAAAUACCUUAAAUGACAUAGGAGUUUUCUAGCAGUAGUGAACAUGCACUCUUUAAGAAAUGCUUGUAGUGUGUAUAGGAAAAGCAGUCUUGUGCAGCUCUGAAAUCAUAUACGUAAUCUUCUUUGGCAGGUUGCAACUGAGAAAUUCUGUUAAACUAAAAAGAGCAGUCAACCAUACUUUCUGUGAAAUAGUGACCACUGUACUAGACGGAUCUUUACCUUCCACUCUGACAAAGGGUCCUCUUGUUCCAUCAUCACAACAUGUUAUGCAGAAACUUAACAAAUGUAGUGUCUAAUCUGCAUUGGGUAGUAGAUUCAUGCUGUUAUUCCAAGCCAUUUAUUUUAAAGAAAAAUAUUUAGAGUUCUGUAGCUAGGAAAACAAAUUAGCGAACAAAAGUCACUUCAGUUUCUGUACAUAACAGCUGUGGACUCUUUUGUAAUAUUGCAAAACUUAGGUUUUAUUUUCAUUGUGCUAUUUUUGUAUUGCACUAUACUUGAUUGCACAGAGUUGACCAUUAGAUCAUAACAUAAGUAAAAGCAUGUUCUAAGGAAUUGGACAGUCUAUUUACAGUGACUUAUAUAAUUCAACUGACUUAACUGUCCAGUAUCCAUAAAAUGAACAUAAAUAUAGUAAGUUUUUUUUAAAAGCCAUAUAUAGGUGAUGUGGAGAAAAAUGAGAUUUUUGCAUCAUGCUGUACGUAAAGUUUUACAAUGUAUAAAUUUUUCUUUAGAAUAAUCCCCUAUUAUUGUGCCCACUUCUGCGCUACCACAAAUCAUGUUUUAGGUCUUUAAAAAAUCCAGACUUCAAUCUUAAAAUGAAUUAAAAUUUUAUGGCAAGUACACAACAACUUUUAAACUAUAGUACCUUCAAUGAAGAUAUAAAUAAUUAGGUUUUACAAGGGUGGAAAGAUGAAUUAUCAUUUCAAAAUUGGAAAUGUUAUGGUUAAAUCUGAAUAAACAUCAGUGUGUUAUGGCCUAAAAGACAUGGAUGUAACCAUGUAAAAAUGAAAGGAAGUUGGAAUGAAUUCUGUUGAAAAACCAAAGAUUUCCUGCACUGCACAUUUUUGAAUGAACAGAAAUAUGAUAUUGUUGGUCAUAAAAAAAGACUUCUUUUGCCUUUGGUUUACAAUAUUUAAAUUUGUUACAUAAUUUAAGCAGACUUUGUUGUGAGAAUGCUAUCCUAAAGUUUAAGUUCUUAUACAUUUGCAUGCAAAUGUAUAUAUUAAAAGCUAAGUGUCUUUUCAAGAGAUGGUGCUAUACCGGUGUGGCCAAAGCAUGGUAUACAUGCAUUAAGGUGUCUGAAUCUAUUUUACGGUGCCUAAUGUUUAAAACACCAAGGAAUCAUUUUGUGUCAAAUAAGCAGGUUGUAAAACCUUCUCUUCCUUCUGUUGUCAAAAGGUUGCAUAUUUAUAAAAUCUAAGUUUUGUCAUGUCUGUUUGAUCAGCCUCUAGGCAAAUUAGCCAGUUACUUUAUAUUUGUAAUUGAAGAUAGAGGAGGGAAAUGAAAGGCAAUGAGGUGGGGGGGAGAAUUGAUAAGGAAAAGCAUUUUUUCUUCUCUACGCUAUUUGUUUGAAUUAUGUCUGGCUCAUCAGUGGCAUAAGUGGAAAUCAGUGGUUGGUUGAAGAUGUGUAGUGGUCAGGAAUCCUGUCACAGUUGAAAGUAAUGGCCAUCUUUGUGCCAGAUCCUUAAUAGCAUAGCCCCAGUGAAGUACAUGUAGUAGCUCUGUUGUGGACGGCUGAGGCUAGACACAUAGUGGCAACCUUAGCAGAGAAAACAGACAGAUUGGACAUGGAGAAUUAACCAUAGAGGCUUGUCCCUUAGGUUUGAGGCACAUUUGGCCUGGCAAUAUGAAGACGCUUUAAUAAUUGCUGCCUGUGAUUUACCUUGUGUGUGGAUAAAUGAAGGAAUCCCGUCUCCAGAGCUGUCAAAUACCAUAAUCAAACUCAGCAAGCAAAGCUGACUUUUUGAUUUACUGGCUUCAAAUAUAUCUUGGGUCUUGGGUAUGAUGAGGUCAUAUUUUAUGGGUGGUAUUACAUUAGCAAUAAAUUACUAUAAAAACCAGGCUGCUUUCCCAAAAGAGGUGGUGAUUAUGUGCUUUUUUUUUUUUUUUAGUCUGUAAUUGAUUCAUGGUUAAUUCACUUUUUUUUUUAAAUAUGCACUAAAUCUGGAAAAUCAAGUAACCACACAUUCUGUUGAUAGUUUUGGGUUCCAUUCUUAAUACACAGAAUCAUAGACUGAAUAUGUUUCCCAAACAUUCUGUAAAUUAUCUACUUACAAUUAUAUUCCAGAGAAAUGUCAUCAUCAUCUCCACAGCUUUUUGUAUGAAUAAUGCUGUUUGUAAGCUAUGAAUUACAGAGUCUGUUAAGUUUAAGUUUCCGUUGAGGAAACAUGAAUUGAGUAUCUUAGCAUAUCAGCACUGUAUGCUGUCAAGCGGUAUUACAUUAAACAUUCUGAAACCUCAAAA
Malaclemys terrapin pileata is the source of this 4591-nucleotide messenger RNA. RefSeq names its product tropomodulin-3-like. The coding region runs from base 127 to 1206 and encodes 359 amino acids. The record is from RefSeq and is a predicted model, not a curated record. Gene Ontology annotation, molecular function: tropomyosin binding. NCBI's taxonomy places the organism in Eukaryota, Metazoa, Chordata, Testudines, Emydidae. Gene Ontology annotation, cellular component: myofibril; striated muscle thin filament. The transcript has 11 exons. Gene Ontology annotation, biological process: myofibril assembly; muscle contraction; pointed-end actin filament capping.